Molecule: messenger RNA, 3678 nt
Organism: Austrofundulus limnaeus
Lineage: Eukaryota; Metazoa; Chordata; Actinopteri; Cyprinodontiformes; Rivulidae
Exons: 4
Coding region: 542-1729 (395 amino acids)
Source: RefSeq, a predicted model, not a curated record
ACAGUGAAUGCUGCCUUUGUGAUAGGCUCUCACGUGAUUUCAACAACUAGUCAGGGAACUCGGUGGGACCGGCUAUCAGGGACAAACAGAAGCUGAUGUGGUUUAGAUAGUGAUCCGUGGCCUCCUCAACUCAGGGGGGCCCCUGGCUGGUUGAGGGUCUGAAGGAACAGGCAGGUCAGAGUCAAAAGUCAGAUGGAAGCAACACGCUAUAGUUUAUUCAAAUCAAACGGCACGGCAGGGUUUUUAGCACUUUUCUGUCGUUGUUAAUGAAAAACUGCAAACAGAGCUCAGAUUUUGAGGGGGAAUCUGAUGUUUGAUCAGGCUGCAGGAAACGUUCCUGUAUUUAAGUGGCACGCCCUUCAGGAACGCACAUGCCCUGUCACCUCCUCAGGCCAGGUGCAGGGGUGGUGAUGGGAGGAGGAGGAAGAGGAGGGGAGCAGUAUUAUCCCUGGGAGGGUGGAGCAAACGGGGAGGUKAAUAAAGCAGAUGAAGCAUUUGAAGCUGGUAUUGACAUGCAGCUCUGAAGGCUGUGAGCACAGCCAUGGAUGGUGUGUUGGAAGGCGCUGUGGUGUUGUGUUUGUGUAAACUGGCCUGCAGCCUUCCCUUCCUGCCAUCGCUGGCUGCUUCCUGCAGUCCUGUCGGCUUCUGCUGCUGCUGCCUCCUGAUCUUCACCGACUUCCUGUUUACAGGUUUUCUGGGUCUCCUUUGCAUCUUUGAGUCCUGGCUGACUGAUCUGAGUCAAUCGGGUGAUGUCAUCGCCCUGCGCUUCCUGCUCUUCCUCAGCCACACCUACGGCACCGUGCUGCUCCUGGUCACCUUUUUGAUUGCUCUGGAGAGCCUGAUCAGACUGCUGUGGCCCCACCUCGCUGCCGAUCACGGCAGGCACAGACGGACGGCGGGCUCCGAUGGACAGGGUGGGUGCGCCAAAGAGGUGGAGGAGACGGACAGGAGCGUGCCUCAGAUUGUCGGCUUCCUCUGCUGCCUGUCCGUGUGGUUCGCUGCCGCCUUCAGUGUCAGGGGGCACUGGAAGCUGGAGGAAGCAUGGGCCGCUCUUUGUUUGCACACAACCGACUCCCUUGUCAGAUGUCUGCCCAGCGCUUUCAGCUCUUUGCCAAUGAGUCUCUGCUUGAGUGUCCUUUUCCUCCUUGUCCUCCUCCUGACCAUCAACACAUGCCUGCUAAGACGAUGCCAAGUCCCUGCACGGACGCAGAAAACAAAUGUCGAGAAGCCGUGUAGCUGCUGCAGGACAAGCUACCGUCCAGUGUUGCCUGCACCACUCAGGCCUACGCAUCUUGGGACACCAGUCUCAGAGCCAGAGGAAACGGAGAACAGCGGCAUGGGCAACUCUACCUAUUCCUGCAACGGCAUGCAGAUGUUGGUACGGCACCAUGGAGACAUUGUCCUCUUAAAUUGUUUGUCUGAUAAUAGGAGCGAACAGGAGCACAGGAGGACAAAGACGGGUGUUUCUCGGACAUUUGUCAGAGAGGAGCCCGAGGCCUCGCAUCAGCGGUGUGGRUGGCGACUGUGGGGUUUUCCAAGCCCAGAGGAGAAUGUAAUAAUGGGGUUAGUCAGUGUGCUUUUCAUUUACACACUGCCCUUCAACCUCAGCGUGAAUAUUCUUCUGAUCAGGACGAUCGAUUCCCUGCUGGACUGGAGUGUCAGAUCUUUACUCCCAUCUGCAGCAAAUAUCAGAGACACGUUAACUUCUCACAGUGUGACCCAAGUUUAAAAAAAUGAUGAUUGUGUGGUAAAAGUGGAGUGGAAACUUACCUGAAUGCUGACAGCAGGUAUGCCUGUUAAYGCUGCUUUGAAAGGAGAAUAAACACUGUUUAGCAGCCAUUCAGAUGCUUGGAAUAAUAACUGGAAACUGCAGAGAGGAGGCAGGUUGAGGCGUGCACGGACUCCAAACCUGAGUGGAGCAGAUGGCUGGAAGGCAUCUUCGGGCUGUUCGGAGCAUCAGUUUCCUCAGAUGUUUGUCUUCAUACAACAGGUUACAAAACAGACCUCAGUGGUUCAGUGAGACGGUUUGCUAUUUUGAAAUUUAUAAAUACCGGGUGGAAUAAAUACCUUCAGAAAUUCAAAGCAGCACACGGUUUUUUUUCUACUCCCAAAGAUUCAAACUAUUCAAGUACAAACUCUUGUCUGUUUGACCAAAACAGGUAUUUAAAACUGUUAAGGCACCAUUUUUUCAUUAUUAUUGUUAUUAUUAUUAUUUUUUUUUUCUUUUCUACAGUUGAUGAACUUGAAUCAGAAAACUUAAAUGUGACCGAAGCCAAAACGUUCCAGUUUUGUUGCAUCAGUCUCAGAAACUUUGGGACUCGUCCUGCAUUUUGGCAAAUGAUUUACCUCAACUCUAAAAGUCAACUUGAAUGGAUUUAAAAAAAAAAAUUAUACUCUUCAUUUGCAUUUCCUUUUGCAUGUUGGCUACAGUCCCAUGAACCUUUAAAAUUUGGAAUAAUCUUGGCAACUGUGGUCAGAAGAACAUGAAGCUGAUGCAGAAGUUUUACUCUGAUCGCCUCAAAAAUACAAAUUAAUCAAAUGUAUAAAAAAUGGCUUGUUUGGAUAUUUAUCAUUAACAUUAUAUUAACAUUGUUUGGCAAAAGGUUUCUGCAAAAACUUAUUAAAUAGUGCUUUCAAAAACCUCAACAGGUUCUUUACAACUGGAUUUAAGGUGUUGGGGGAUUUUAUUGCCUUCAUCAUAAGAAAUUAAAUGUUGAAUUUACUUAACCRAGUUAUGUCAACAACUCAACUGAGCAGAGUCAAUUCAAAGCAACUUGAAUGCUUUGAAUUUAGUCGAAACUUUCAGUGUUCAGACAUGGUCGUGUUUAGGUUCACAAUAUCCAACGUGUCUUAGUUUGAUGUUCUAUUUACAGGGAUUAUCCUGCUACAACCCUUGACCUAAUCUAAGAGGUUAUCCAAACACGGUCCAGUCUUUUAUUUGUGCACAGGAGGUCAGGGACAUUCUGCUCUGCUUCCAACCUUUUUAAACUUAAAGAAAUUCUGAUCCAGUUUAUUAUGUUGAAGUUCACGUUUCAGGGAGCUCUGUCUUGUUUUGCACUCUCAGACCAACAUUGUAAAUAAGAAACUUCUUAAUGUUUUGCCUGUUGAAAUAAAGGUUAAAUAAAAAAAAAAUUAAAUGUCUGUCCACUCCUGGUUCUGAAAACAUUAGACUGUAGAAAACACACAAAAACAUUCUAAAUAAGCUGUGUCRUUAUUUAUGUUUCAAUGUUUCUUAUUUGUUAUAAAUGUGAAAUCUUGAGGAGUAAAGAAUUGUGAAAACUCUUCUUCUGAUGAUGAACAGUGUUUUCUUUGUUUUUAAGAUUGAUUUCUAUUAWCAUUGAAGUGAGAUGCAUUUUUYCCCCAAGUUGAAACCUGUUUUAUGAACCACGUCAACAUAUUACUUUGUUUUUUUUCUUAAAUAACUGGAGGAAAUUUACCACCAAGUUCUUCACAAACAAAAGAGCUGCUUCCAGAACUUGCAGUAUUGAAACUUGAGCAUUUUUUUCUUCCCAUCAGAAAUCCCCUAUCUGUGCAGUUUGAACUUCUUGUAUUAAAUUUUACAGGAUGAUUGGAGGGAAAAAACAAAACAAAAACCCUCCACAAAACUCAUAGGAAAACUAAUUUGGAAAGAAAUUGCAAACGCUGUUAGCACCAAAUAAAUUUUUUAUUAUCUGCAAA